Messenger RNA from Carassius gibelio (silver crucian carp), 3961 nucleotides. RefSeq names its product F-box and leucine-rich repeat protein 18 (gene fbxl18). Lineage: Eukaryota; Metazoa; Chordata; Actinopteri; Cypriniformes; Cyprinidae. The record is from RefSeq and is a predicted model, not a curated record. The transcript has 5 exons. Gene Ontology annotation, cellular component: SCF ubiquitin ligase complex. Gene Ontology annotation, molecular function: protein binding. The coding region runs from base 147 to 2306 and encodes 719 amino acids. Gene Ontology annotation, biological process: SCF-dependent proteasomal ubiquitin-dependent protein catabolic process.
GUGCUACAUCUUGCUGCCUCUAAUAUGUCUGCCUACAGUGGCAGUCACAUUUUCAAUUGAUAAAUUAUUAUAUUUUUGCUGAGAUGACAAUGUGUUUUUGUAUAUCACCGAAUGAUACAUAUCCAAACAGAUUUCCCUAAAGCGUCAUGGAUAAUCAAAUUGAAACGGCUCUGUGCUGCUUAGACAGCAUUUCCCAGACCUCUGUCACGAUCUCAGACUUUUCAGAUGAGAUUUUACUGAAUAUCCUGCGAUUCAUUCCAAGCCAUGACUUAAUGCUCAAUGUGAGUCAAGUGUGCCGGAAACUUCGAACUCUCUGUCUGGACAAGAGCUUGAGAGCCCAUGUACAUUUGCAGAAAGAAUACACAGCAAACGAUGAUGCUGUGAAGCAGCUCUUGAAGAAACUUUCCAGUGACAUCCAGACUUUAAACUUGAGCAGCUGCUACUGGUUGGCCGGCUCUACAGUGGAUCAGGUCACCCGCUGUAAGGCUCUGGUCAGCCUUGACCUUUCAGGCUGUCAGUUGACUUCAGUUCGCCUCUCACAUCUGCUGACCUCUCUUCGUUCUCUACGCUCACUGGCAUUGGAUGUGGGGCCAGGGUUUGACCUCCAUCAGCUGAGCGCCGAGGGUAAGUCUGCUUUGGCUCGACUGCAGGAGCUCAAGCAGACACUGCUGACUCCCUCAUAUGGCGUGGUGCCGUGCUGCAGUGCCUUACGCCGCCUGCACCUCUAUCUAGAGGCCAGCGAGGGCUGUAGGGAAGCGGGCGGUUGCACACAGCUGAUGGUGGGCCAGAGCAGUGUGCCGCACUAUCAGAACCUGCGUUGGUUCUCCGCACGCCUGGCACCUGGUGAAGUCAAUCGCACUCUGUUGGCACUCUACUUGGCUGUGUUCAGUAUGAGAGUCCCGGAGGGUCUUACGGGACUGGUACUGUCUGUUCCAGGCCCCGUGCCACCAAGGCCAGUUGCAAUGACGGCGUUAAUGGAGAGCAUGGCGUCGACGGUGGGAAACACCGUUAGCGCCCUCCAGCUUCCACGUACGUGGUUGGAUGGUGCUAUACUUGGUCUGGUUUUGGCGCAUGGUUGCCCCUCUUACCUAAAUGUCUCACGCUGUUCAUCUCCAGGGUUCAAUCCUCUACAUGUGCUCCUUAGUGCGGGUCGUGACCUCACACCCUUAAAGAGUCUCAACUUGCGCGGCUGUGGCCGAGGACCUCUCGCCGAGAGCUGUGGGAAGGGUGAGGAGGAGAUGGAUGCAGAGAGUGUCAAAGCACUUACUGAAUGUUGCCCGCAUCUUAUUUGCCUUAAUUUAUCUGCCACGCACUACCACCUUCCCGCUGGGGAGGAUGGACACUUGUGUGGUGCUUUAGGGCGUCUCGCUGCCUUGUGCUCUUUGGCACUUCCGGUGUGUGCCUUGGCACAGUCCCCUCCAGCACCUGUGAACAUUCAAGACCCCCACACAGACCUUUUCUCAAGAUCACUACUUCUCGGGCUUAAAAAGAGCAGCCGUAUUGGUGUGCCCACAUAUCGACCAACAACAGAGGUCACAGUGGGUCAGGGUGAAGAGCGGCAGGAUAGAAGCUUGUGCAUUCAGCCUCUGCUUCAAGGCUGCCCAUAUCUAGUGGAGCUGGAGCUGAUUGGAGCAGGGUUUUCCUCUGCAAUGCCACGGAACGAGCCGGCCAUCCGCAAGGACCCCGCCGCAUGCCCCUGGUCCUACAAUGUCGGAGAUGGUGAGUUAGCUGCUUUGGGAGGGAUUAAAUAUUUGCGCAAGCUCACCCUCGCUCACUUACCGGGAGUUCUGAAGGGGACAGGACUGAUCGAGCUGGUUCAGGGGUGCAAGGAUCUUCGGUUGUUAUCACUCGCAAAUCUUGGAUCUUUAAAGACUAUGAAUUACACACAGGCCCUGCUGGAUGCUCUUCCCUACUGUACGCAACUCAGGGACUUCAGGCUGGAGCAACCCUACUGUAAUGCAAACGUUGCGUUUUUUGAAGCACUCAGUCAGUGUCACCAGCUGCAGCGUCUGUGUUUAGUUUCUCGACAUGGCACUUUCCAGCCCGCCGCUGUGGCAGCCUUCAUGCAGAGCUGCACUGAAGUCAUCAUGUGCCACAUGUUCAUGGGUGGUACCCUGGUGGCGUGUAAAACACUGCAGAAAAACUUGCUGGACAGUUUUUCAAUAUCUCGUCCAGCCCUUAGUGUGGUGAUAUACCCUUUACUGCACGAGGAUCUGGCCCAUGUGAUCAGAGGUAUGCCACUUUGCCAUCUGGACGAGAUCACACUUUUCAAAAGCCGCGUAGCUGAAGAUCCCAUGAAACAGUGACUGUGACCGCAUCAAAUCAGAAAAUGGAAACCGUGUGGUGGAUUAACCUGGGUAAUGCUUGACCUGUGCUACUUUGAGCAAGAGGAAUCAGAAUUAGGCAUUGUAGGGAUUAUCCUUUUUUUAUUUUAUAUAUAUACAGUACAGACCAAAAGUUUGGACACACCUUCUCAUUCGAAGAGUUUUCUUUAUUUUCAUGACUAUGAAAGUUGUAGAUUCACACUGAAGGCAUCAAAACUAUGGAUUAACACAUGUGGAAUUAUAUACAUAACAAAAAAGUGUGAAACAACUGAAAAUAUGUCAUAUUGUAGGUUCUUCUUUUGCUUUGAUUACUGCUUUGCACACUCUUGGCUUCUCUUGAUGCGCUUCAAGAGGUAGUCAUCUGAAAUGGUCUUCCAACAGUCUUGAAGGAGUUCCCCGAGAGAUGCUUAGCACUUGUUGGCCCUUUUGCCUUCUGUCUGCGGUCCAGCUCACCCCUAAACCAUCUCGACUGGGUUCAGGUGACUGUGGAGGCCAGGUCAUCUGGCGCAGCACCCCAUCACUCUCCUUCUUGCUCAAAUAGCCCUUGAUGCCUUCAGUGUGACUCUACAGUUUUCUCUUUGAAUGAGUGUGUCCAAACUUUUGGUCUGUACUUUCUGGGAAAACCACUUAAAAACCAAUCAUUGAGCUAAAUGGACAAUCACAACUUUUAAUAAGGUCAUCGUUUCUCAGUAAAGAGGUGGUGUAAACAAACUCUUUAUCAGGUUGACAUGUCAUCUUUGACUAUGUGCCAAAAUAAAACCUUGUUCAUAUCUUCAUGCUUUGUUCACUGAGAUAUUCUCUCUCUCUUAGUUUGAAAUGCUAUAGCCACUGUUAAGGCACAUGCCAUCUGAAACUAAUGAGCAGUUCAGCUUUUACAACUGUUUUGUUGGACCUUUAGAUUAUCUGUUCGUUCUCACAAGUUAAGAUUUGUGAACAUACUGUUUUUUUGAGUCAUCUUUACAAUGAAUAGGUUAAUAUGGUUAACAGAACUGGUUUCAGUGAGUUGCUUCUUCUCUCAUAAACACACCAAGGAAAGACAUAAACAAAAGUAAACUGUAAUUUGCAGACAGGUGUUUGAUUGUUUAGAGUUUCAAACAAACUUUUGAUAUAAAGCCUUUAAUUUUUUACAAAUAAAACAUUCACAGAUUAAUAUUGUCAAAUAUGGUGAAAUUUUAUGUAUGACAUUAAUUACUCACCCUCAUGUAAGACCCUCAUUCAUCUUCAGAAAUCAAAUUAAGAUAUUUCUGAUGAAAUCCGAGAGCUUUCUGACCCUCCAUAGACAGCAAUGCAACUGUCAGGUUCAAGGCCCAAGAAGGCUGUAAGAACAUGUGACACAUGUGCAUGUGACAUCAGUGGUUCAAACGUAAUUUUAUGAAGCCAUGACAAUACUUUUUGUGUGCAAAGAAAACAAAAGUAAAAAUCUUCUCUUCCCUUUCAGUCUUCGAUGCAUGUUCAUCAGAGUACAACGAUGUAUGCAUCAAAAUUUUGUUCCUGUGGCUCAAUUGGUAGAGCAUUGUGUUAGCAGCGCAAGGGUUUGAUUCUCAGGGAACACAUGUUAGGUAAAAAAUGUUAGCCUGAAUGCACUGUAAGUCGCUGGAUAAAAGCGUCUGAUAAAUUCAAUAAAAAAUUUGACAAAG